Messenger RNA from Salmo salar (Atlantic salmon), 4062 nucleotides. NCBI's taxonomy places the organism in Eukaryota, Metazoa, Chordata, Actinopteri, Salmoniformes, Salmonidae. The record is from RefSeq and is a predicted model, not a curated record.
CCCCACACCCUCACCCUCGCCCCCUCCCAGGUGCUGGUCCAGUAUGCGGAUGGGUUAGGGGUCAACAAAGCUGAGGGCGGACACACCAAGGUGGUGCAGCUGAAUGGAGAGCUGGAGAGGAGUUUCGGUAAACAGAGCUGUGCUGGCAUCAAAGGAACCUCCUACUCUAACCAGAACAAUCAGCAGGUUCACCAUGGAUAUGAAGCUCGACACAUCCUCAUUCCCGCAGACUACACUACCCAGGAUUCCACAGGACUACAAACCUCCCUGGUGCUGGUAGCAAAUGCCCAGCCCCACCCCCACCCCCACCCUACCAGAGGUGCUGAGCAGGACAAGGUCCAGGUCCACCCAUCACUAAUACACAGUGAGGGAGGAGGUAUCUGUCUAGGGAAACCUGUCUCUAGAACCUCCUCUUUCACCUCACUCAAUUCCUCCGAGGCUCUGAAGGUCUCUUCUGCCCCUCACACGGUUAUCCAGACCACCCACCACUCUGACCAGCAUGUACACAGCCUGUACUCCACCACCCAGGCACCAAUCAUUGGCUACAUCGCCAGGACAGGUAACCAGCAUGGCGUCAGCUACGCCACCCUGCCGCAGCACCUGGUCAUCCCGGACGGCCAGUCCCUCCAGUCUCUCCUGAUACCCGUUAACGGAGUCGGUGACGUUACCACCACUACGGACCUUGAGGCUGCCUGCUCGGUGACCGCCAGGACAGCCAGCACCACCGCCAGCACCACCGUCUCUCAGCUGGCUCCAGCGACCGUAUCCCUCCCCCGCCACACCUACCUCACCGCGUCCCCCUCCCCUGCCCCAGCCCUAGCUCCCGCCCCUGUCCAGGCCUCCCCCUCUCCCCUAGCUCCGGCCCCUGUCCAGGCCUCCCCCUCUCCCUCCUCCUCUCCAACCACGCUCCCACCGUUCUUCAUGCGUGGCUCCAUCAUCCAGCUGGCGGAUGGGGAGCUGAAGCGAGUGGAGGACCUGAAGACGGAGGACUUUAUCCAGAGUGCUGAGAUCAGCAGUGAGCUGAAGAUUGACUCCAGCACUGUGGAACGCAUCGACACAGGCCAGACACCCAACGCUGUCAUCAUACAGUUCGGUGUCGGGGAACACAAAGCACAGGUGUGUGUGGAGGUGCUGUUAGAGUACCCGUUCUUUGUGUUCGGCCAGGGCUGGUCGUCCUGCUGCCCUGACCGGACCACUCAGCUGUUGGAGCUGAGCUGUGCCAAGCUGUGUGUUGGGGACGUGUGUGUCUCCCUGACCCUCAGGAGCCUGAGGGGUGGCGGCGGCUCUGUAUCUGGGAGGAACCACAGCAGCCAGGGUCACGAGGUCAAGCUGAGGCACAGCCACAACACUGGGGACAUCACACAGGGGUCUAACCGCCAGGGGAACAGUCAGGGGAAUAGCCAGAGUAAUGGUCAGAGUAUUGAUCAAAUCAACAGUCCAAUAAAUAGUCAGAGCAACGGUCAGAGAGACGGUCAGAGCGACGGUCAGAGCGACGGUCAGAGCGACGGUCAGAGCGACGGUCAGAGCGACGGUCAGAGAGACGGUCAGAGCGACGGUCAGAGCGACGGUCAGAGCGACGGUCAGAGCGACGGUCAGAGCGACGGUCAGAGUAUGGACAAGGACUUUAGGAACAGUUUGAAUGCUGCAGGCAGCAACAGUGUCUUCCUGGUGCAGGUGGGCAAAACAGACAGGUUGAAUAAGGAGGACAGGUGCGUUCCCUGCUGUGUGGACCAGGUGACAGAAUCUGGACUGAGACCCGGAUCUGGACCAGGGGUCUACGGAACUGGAGUUGGACCCAGGAGUACCUCGAACCUGCAGGCUGUCUCAGGCAAUGGAGAGAUGAGAGACAGAGAAAAUGUAGAGAUAAUAGGGAGAGACAAUGGAGAAAUGCGAGAGAGAGAACAGAAUAGCCACAUGCCCCCUCCGCCCCUCAAGACAGAAGUGGGUGAGGUAGACAAAGAAAAACCCUGGGGUCGUAAGAGGAGGUGGUCUGCUCCAGAGAGAGAUCAGACAGAGCGGGCGGACGAGGAACCCCCCUUUGACUCUGCCAAAACCCUCUUUUAUAACUCAGCAGGUCAAACUCUCCAUCGAGGGAAGGUCAAAUGUUAGUCGUUGAAGGAGCUGGAGUGCUGUACGGGAGGUAGGGAACAUAGUUUUAUAUGUUUGUAACGUUGUUAGUGUUGUUUGGUUUAAUCUAUCUAUCCACAUUAAUGGAAAGGAUUUGUUUACCUUGUAUAUACAUGUUUUAUGAUUCUAUUUCUAUGGAAGGAACCUUGUUGUCUCUGUGUUUGACCCACUGUCUGCGAGGCCAGUCUCUCUCCAGAACACAGUUAGUGGCCCACUGCCUGGGAGGCCAGUCUCUCUCCAGAACACAGUGAGUGGCCCACUGCCUGGGAGGCCAGACUCUCUCCAGAAUACAGUUAGUGGCCCACUGCCUGGGAGGCCAGUCUCUCUCCAGAACACAGUUAGUGGCCACAGUUAGUGAACACAGUUAGUGGCCCACUGCUUGGGAGGCCAGUCUCUCUCCAGAACACAGUUAGUGGCCCACUGCCUGGGAGGCCAGUCUCUCUCCAGAACACAGUUAGUGGCCCACUGCCUGGGAGGCCAGACUCUCUCCAGAACACAGUGAGUGGCCCACUGCCUGGGAGGCCAGUCUCUCUCCAGAACACAGUGUGUGGCACACUGCCUGGGAGGCCAGACUCUCUCCAGAACACAGUGAGUGGCCCACUGCCUGGGAGGCCAGACUCUCUCCAGAACACAGUGAGUGGCCCACUGCCUGGGAGGCCAGACUCUCUCCAGAACACAGUGAGUGGCCCACUGCCUGGGAGGCCAGACUCUCUCCAGAACACAGUGAGUGGCCCACUGCCUGGGAGGCCAGACUCUCUCCAGAACACAGUUAGUGGCCCACUGCCUGGGAGGCCAGACUCUCUCCAGAACACAGUGAGUGGCCCACUGCCUGGGAGGCCAGUCUCUCUCCAGAACACAGUGUGUGGCCCACUGCCUGGGAGGCCAGACUCUCUCCAGAACACAGUGAGUGGCCCACUGCCUGGGAGGCCAGACUCUCUCCAGAACACAGUGAGUGGCCCACUGCCUGGGAGGCCAGACUCUCUCCAGAACACAGUGAGUGGCCCACUGCCUGGGAGGCCAGACUCUCUCCAGAACACAGUGAGUGGCCCACUGCCUGGGAGGCCAGACUCUCUCCAGAACACAGUUAGUGGCCCACUGCCUGGGAGGCCAGUCUCUCUCCAGAACACAGUGAGUGGAUACUGUAGCUAGCAGAUGGUUGACCUGGAAAGGUUUGAAUUUACUAAACCAUGAGAUUUGUCCUCUAUAUUGACCUAUAAAGUGAAUUAUGCAUGUGUGAGUUAUAUUAAUUGAUAGUACCUACCUACCUAGUUAGAAUACAACCCUCUACUGCUCAUCGUUACCCUCAGUCAUCAGAACCCCCACCCCCCAUAUAUUUGAGGACAUGUUUUAUGUGAUGAAAUGUAGUUUCUUUUUGUUGCCUCAUGGCAACGAUGUGCAGUUAGGCUACUUUAAAGGGCAAUACAAUGCUGAAUGAUAGACAUGUAGAUUCCCAGACAAUGGACCCAGGGACAUUCUAUGAGCCAAAGCAACCUAAUUGAGCAGUUAAGAUCAUACCCUCUGAUUGUGAGGACAGUCCCAGCGAGGAAGAAUGGACCUCAGAAUCAGGUUUGAGAGGCAGUGAAAUACUAGUUUAGGGAAACGCUUUCACUAUCAGCUUUUCCAUGGUGUUAUAGUAAGUACCCUUAUGGCACAGAACGCCUAAAUCUUCCCCCAAAAAAUAGGAUGGAAUAUUUGUUUCAAUGAAAAACCACAAUGUGUGCAGUAAAGGAUUACACAUAUACUGUAUGUAGUGCAUUCCUGAAGUAAUCAGACCCCUUGACUUUUCAUACAUUUUGUUACAUUACAGCCUUAUUCUGAAAUUGAUUUUUCUUUUAAAUCUUCAUCAAUCUACACACAAUACCACAUAAUGACAAAGUGAAAACAGGUUUUUAGACAUUUUUAACCGCUAAAAAACAGUAAUACCUUAUUUACGUA